CUUGAUCUCCGCGUCUAAGCCGGGAGAAGCCCCAGGUUUCCCAGCCUUGGCCGCUCUGUGUCCCCUGACUGCAGGAGCCUAAGGACGACGCCGGGUGUCUCGGGAAAUGAUGCUCAUUCCUAUAAAAUACAACUUGACUGAAGUAUUCCAGGAAUUCCUUUCAGGAUUUGAGUGCAAGACGGUGGUUUCCUUGUUUGGAACCUGAGUGGGUACAGUGAUGAGAUCUGAAGAAGCAAAGUCAAUUCCUUUAUUAUUCCCUGAGGAUGGGCUCAGUUCCCCAAGGAGCAUCUGUGACCUUUGAUGAUGUGUGUGUCAAGUUCACCCAGGAAGAGUGGGCUUUGCUGGAUCCUUCACAACAGAAGCUGUACUGGGAUGUGAUGGUAGAAACCUUCAGGAACCUGGCCUCUGUUGAGGAAGAUCAGACCAUUGAAGAGGUUUACAGAAAUUCCAGAAGAAAUCUAAGAAGUCAAGUGGUAGGGGGAUUCCGUGAACACAAAGAAGAUAUUCAGUGUGAAGUCUUCAGCCAUACUCCAGAACAUAUUAUGAGCAAUAAUACUCCUACUGAAGUGGGAACAAAUGAAAACUGUGUGUGUACAGAAGACUUCAUCAGGCAUCCAUCCCUGAGUCUGCCCUUCAGGACUCAGAGUGGACCUGAGCCACAUGAGUAUCAGGAAUAUGGAAAAAAGCCACUUAAAUGGAAGUAUUCUGGGAAAUCCUUUCCUGACUCCAGAUUUCUUAAAAGGCAUGAAAGAAGUCACCCUGGAGAGACACUCUUUGUAUGUAAGCAGUGUGGAAAUGCCUCCUUUCAUUUUUGUGUCCUUUGCAAACUUGAACUCACUGUAAGUGGAGAAAAACCCUGUGUUUGGAAGCAAUUUGGGAAACCCAUCUCAAAUUUGUGUGCUCUUGAAAAACAUGAAAGAACUUCCAGUAUAGAGAAACCCUAUGUAUGCAAGCAAUGUGGAAAAGCCUUUAGUUCUUCCAGUUACAUCAAAAAACAUGAACAAAUUCACACUGGAGCAAAACAUGCAUGUAAAGAGUGUGGGAAAGCCUUCUGUUGGUCCACUAGCCUUCAAAGACAUCUAAAAACUCACAGUGUUGAGAAGCCCUAUGUAUGUGAACAGUGUGGCAAAGCUUUUAAUUUUUCCAGUUACCUUAAAACACAUGAACGAAUUCAUACUGGAGAGAAGCCGUUUGCAUGUAAGCAAUGUGGAAAAGCCUUUCGUUCAUCCAAUUACCUAUUAAAACAUGAACAAACUCACACUGUAGAGAAGACCUUUGCAUGUAAUCAGUGUGGAAAAACUUUUAUUUCAUCCAAUUACCUCAAAAAACAUGAACAAAUUCACACUGGAGAGAAGUCCUUUGCAUGUAAGCAGUGUGUAAAAACCUUUAGUUCAUCCAAUUGCCUCAGAAAACAUGAACGAAUUCACACUGGAGCAAAAUGUUAUGCAUGUAAACAAUGUGGGAAGGCCUUCUAUUGGUCCAGUAACCUUCAAAGACAUAUAAAAACUCACAGUGGUGAGAAACCCUAUGUAUGUGAGCAGUGUGGAAAAGCUUUUAGUUCUUCUGGUUACAUAAAAACACAUGAAAGAAGUCACACUGGAGAGAAGCCAUUUGCAUGUAAGCAAUGUGGAAAAGCUUUCUAUUCAUCCAGUGCCUUUAGGAAACAUGAACAAAGUCAUGGUGGAGAGAAAACCUUUGCAUGUAAGCAAUGUGGAAAAGCUUUUAGUUCUUCCAAUUACCUCAAAACACAUGAAGGUAUUCACACUGGAGAGAAGACCUUUGCAUGUAAGCAGUGUGGAAAAACUUUUAGUUCAUCCAAUUACCUCAAAAAACAUGAACGAAUUCAUACUGGAGAAAAACGUUAUGCAUGUAAACAAUGUGGGAAAGCCUUCUAUUGGUUCAGUAAACUUCAAAAACAUGUAAAAACUCACAGUGCUGGGAAAUCCUAUGUAUGUGAGCAGUGUGGAAAAGCUUUUACUUCUUCCAGUUACCUCAAAACACAUGAAAGAACUCACAGUGGAGAGAAGCCCUUUACAUGUAAGCAAUGUGGGGAAGCCUUCUAUUGCUCCACUGCCUUUAGGAAACAUGAAGAAAGUCACAAUGGUGAGAAAACUUAUUUAUGUAAGCAAUGUGGGAAAGCUUUUAGUUCUUCCAGUUACCUCAAAACACAUGAAGGAAUUCACACUGGAGAGAAGACUUUUGCAUAUAAGCACUGUAUAAAGCCUUUAAUUCAUCCUCAAAUGAGGAUACCUCAAAACACAUGAAUGAAUUAACAGCGUAGUGGAACCUUAUGAGUGCAAACACAGUAGGAAAGACUUCCGUUCUUCCAGCAAACUUUGAAGACAUGCACAAAGUAACCCUGGAGCAAACCUACAUAUGUUAGCAGUGUGGGAAAUCCUCCUUCCGUUGAGUGUCCUUCAAAGACACGAACCAACCUACAGUUAACAGAAUUCCUUUUUAUGUUAGCAAUGUGGGAUAGCCUUGUUUUGCUUACAUGUUGUUAAGAACACAGUAACACCAAAAGAAAAAGGGAAAAAAUGGUUACAAGAUGGUACAAUUUACUGUAACUGUAUCAGCUAUCUCUAGCUGUGUACCAAUUAAAAACUGACAGUUAAUUAUAAAAUAAGCAACUUUGUGUACCAUUUGUGAAAAAUCAUUGUAUAUAUAAAGAUAUGAGUUAAAGUUAUGAUAAAAAUGUCAGGUAUGAAAGAGGCACAAGUUGAAUUGAACUUUUACAAAAUACGAUGACAACACAUAAUUACAAUGUACUAACACUUAUCAAGAAAAUCAGAAGAGGAUUAGACUUUAGGUGUUCUAAUCACAAUGAAAUUAUAAGGGUCCAAAGCACUCUAUCUGGUGGGUUUCCUAAUUUAAUCACUCUGUAAUAAAUGUAUACAUUUCAAAACAUUUUACAUUAUUAAUU
Molecule: messenger RNA, 2923 nt
Organism: Castor canadensis (American beaver)
Lineage: Eukaryota; Metazoa; Chordata; Mammalia; Rodentia; Castoridae
Source: RefSeq, a predicted model, not a curated record